AUGAGUGGCUUCCUCGCCUCCCUGGACCCCCGGCGAGUGCAGUGGGGGGCUGCCUGGUACGCCAUGCACUCCAGGAUCCUGCGCACCAAACCGGUGGAGUCCAUGCUGGAGGGAACUGGGGCCACCACAGCACAUGGCACCAAGCUAGCCCAGGUGCUCACCACCGUGGACCUCAUCUCGCUCGGAGUUGGCAGCUGCGUGGGCACUGGGAUGUACGUGGUGUCUGGCCUGGUGGCCAAGGAAAUGGCAGGACCUGGCGUCAUUGUGUCCUUCAUCAUUGCAGCCGUUGCAUCCAUAUUGUCAGGUGUCUGCUAUGCAGAGUUUGGAGUCCGCGUCCCCAAGACCACCGGGUCAGCCUACACCUACAGCUAUGUCACUGUCGGGGAGUUUGUGGCGUUUUUCAUCGGCUGGAACCUGAUCCUGGAGUACCUGAUUGGCACUGCGGCCGGCGCCAGCGCUCUGAGCAGCAUGUUUGACUCACUGGCCAACCACACGGUCAGCCGCCGGAUGGCGGACAGCGUGGGGACCCUCAACGGCCUGGGGAAAGGAAAACAAUCAUACCCGGAUCUUCUGGCUUUGGUGAUCGCAGUCAUCGUCACCAUCAUUGUCGCACUGGGGGUGAAGAAUUCUGUGGGCUUCAACAACGUACUCAAUGUGCUGAACCUGGCAGUGUGGGUAUUCAUCAUGAUUGCAGGCUUCUUCUUCAUCAAUGGGAAAUACUGGGCUGAGGGCCAGUUCUUGCCCUACGGCUGGUCAGGGGUGCUGCAAGGAGCAGCCACAUGUUUCUAUGCGUUCAUUGGCUUUGACAUCAUCGCCACCACUGGAGAGGAAGCCAAGAAUCCCAACACAUCCAUCCCUUAUGCUAUCACUGCCUCCCUGGUCAUCUGCCUGACAGCAUAUGUGUCUGUGAGCAUGAUCUUAACUCUGAUGGUGCCAUAUUACACAAUUGACACGGAAUCCCCGCUCAUGGAGAUGUUUGUGGCUCGUGGGUUCUAUGCUGCGAAAUUCAUAGUGGCCAUCGGGUCGGUUGCAGGACUGACAGUCAGCUUGCUGGGCUCCCUCUUUCCAAUGCCGAGGGUCAUUUAUGCCAUGGCUGGCGAUGGGCUCCUUUUCAGGUUCCUGGCACACGUGAGCUCCUACACAGAGACCCCAGUGGUGGCCUGCAUUGUGUCGGGGUUCCUGGCGGCUCUCCUCUCCCUAUUAGUCAGCCUGAGAGAUCUGAUUGAGAUGAUGUCCAUCGGCACCCUCCUCGCCUACACCUUGGUCUCUGUCUGCGUCUUGCUCCUUCGAUACCAACCAGAAAGUGACAUUGACGGGUUUGUCAAGUUUUUGUCUCAGGAGCACACAAAGAAGAAGGAGGGCAUUCUGGCUGACUGUGAGAAGGAAGUUGGCUCUCCUGUGAGUGAAGGGGAAGAGUUUUCCGGCCCAGCCACCAACACAUGUGGGGCUAAGAAUUUACCAUCCUUGGGAGACAAUGAGAUGCUCAUAGGGAAAUCAGACAAGUCAACCUACAACGUCAACCACCCAAACUACGGCACCGUGGACGUGACCACAGGCAUAGAAGCUGAUGAAACUGAAAACAUUUAUCUCAUCAAGUUAAAGAAGCUGAUUGGGCCCCGUUACUACACCAUGAGGAUCCGGCUGGGCCUUCCAGGCAAAAUGGACCGGCCCACAGCAGCUACAGGGCACACAGUGACCAUCUGUGUGCUCCUGCUUUUCAUCCUCAUGUUCAUCUUCUGCUCCUUCAUCAUCUUUGGUUCCGACUACAUCUCAGAGCAGAGCUGGUGGGCCAUCCUUCUGGUCAUUCUGAUGGUCCUGCUGAUCAGCAUCCUGGUGUUUGUGAUCCUGCAGCAGCCAGAGAACCCCAAGAAGCUGCCCUAUAUGGCUCCCUGUCUCCCCUUUGUGCCUACCUUUGCCAUGUUGGUGAACAUCUAUCUCAUGCUAAAGCUCUCGACCAUCACGUGGAUCCGGUUUGCGGUCUGGUGCUUUGUGGGUAUGCUCAUUUAUUUUGGGUACGGCAUCUGGAACAGCACCCUGGAAAUCAGCGCCCGAGAAGAAGCCCUGCACCAAAGCACGUACCAGCGUUACGACGUGGACGACCCCUUCUCAGUGGAAGAAGGUUUCUCCUAUGCCACAGAGGGCGAGAGCCAGGAGAACUGGGGCGGGCCUGCGGAAGACAAAGGCUUCUAUUACCAGCAGAUGUCAGAUGCACAGGCAAACACCCAGACGAGUAGCAAGGCGAAGAGCAAAAGCAAACACAAACAGAACUCAGAGGCCCUGAUUGCCAAUGAUGAGUUAGAUUACUCUCCAGAGUAG
Mesoplodon densirostris (Blainville's beaked whale) is the source of this 2316-nucleotide messenger RNA. RefSeq names its product solute carrier family 7 member 14 (gene SLC7A14). The coding region runs from base 1 to 2316 and encodes 771 amino acids. Gene Ontology annotation, biological process: amino acid transport; transmembrane transport. Gene Ontology annotation, molecular function: amino acid transmembrane transporter activity. The transcript has 7 exons. The record is from RefSeq and is a predicted model, not a curated record. Gene Ontology annotation, cellular component: plasma membrane. NCBI's taxonomy places the organism in Eukaryota, Metazoa, Chordata, Mammalia, Artiodactyla, Ziphiidae.